Molecule: messenger RNA, 2440 nt
Organism: Etheostoma spectabile (orangethroat darter)
Lineage: Eukaryota; Metazoa; Chordata; Actinopteri; Perciformes; Percidae
Product: zinc finger protein 551
Exons: 7
Coding region: 83-2440 (785 amino acids)
Biological process (GO): regulation of telomere maintenance via telomere lengthening; telomere capping
Cellular component (GO): shelterin complex
Molecular function (GO): telomeric repeat DNA binding
Source: RefSeq, a predicted model, not a curated record
CCUUCUCCAAGGGAUAACUUCACAGUUCAGUCUGUCGUUCUCUGGCUGAGCAUAUGGUGUCUGGGUGCAGAAGAGGAACAUUAUGGAAGAUAAUAAUAGUUACCUGGGUGGCCCCCUCCCCCUCGCCGCUCUGAGACUCCUGGUCCCCCCGAUACGACUGGUCUCAGCAGCCAUCUGGCGCACCGUCCAGCAGAAAGUUGUGGCUGAUUAUGGGAUGCUUGAGGAGUUUGUUUCCAUGGUUACAGACAUAGUUCCAGAGCUACUCACCACUCGCCAGAAGGCCCAACUUCUCCUGGGCCUCAGAGCACGGCUGAUUCUGGAGCUGUGUCAGUGUGAAGCCACAGCUGGCUGGGAGCUGCUCCAGCCACACCUGGACAGAGUGCAAACGCUUAGCCAGGCAUGGGCCGUGGAGGCUGGUGUUGCAAAUAUGGAAGGGCCACACUCCAAAUUUGUGGAUCUAGUGUAUAACUUGCUGACAAAUCCCGACGAAAGGGGACGCUUCUUUCAGACAGUUUUCCCUGAAGAGUUUGGUCCCACUUAUGACGACGCCCUUCACACCUUGAUGUGGAUGUUUCUGUCCAGACUGGAACAGUUCCUUCCUCUUCAGACUUUCCAACAGGUUGUGUCCACGUUUGGCGAGGUGUCCUCAGUUCUGGAGGAAUGUAUGGACUCAGUGUCUCGUUGUGAAGAGCUCCGAACCCUGCUGCAGUAUCAUACAGGCCUCAGCCAGCUGGAUCCCAAUGAUAGGUCCGUGGAUGGCGCCUUCAUUUUUUCAGCUCUCAAACUCCCCUCUGUAGAAAGAAGCGCGACAGAUAAACCACACACCAACAUCUGUGAUACUGUGCUGUCAUGCACAUCAGGGUUGGAGACGGAAUCUUUAACACGGUCUCAUACGACACAGGCAAACACGGAAACAACCACAGAACAUCAGACCAGUGAGAUAACGGUUGAUGCAACUAACUGGACUCCUGGUGGGAAAGGAACCAAGGUGCUUUUAGAAGAUACAACAAGAAAUGAAGAAAAUGUAGGCCUUGUUCAAAGCCAAGUGGAGGAUGCUCCUCGCCUUCUAAAACAAUGCCGUGUUCAGCUAAAAAGACUGGACACGCCGCUGUCUUUGCAGUCUCGACCUGUGAGACAAAACCGAGGCCUGAGGAUGAAAAGCAUUCUGUUGGAAGAGAAAAGAAGUCUCUGUGAAGACGCCUACAAAUCAGCUUCUAGGAAAACCCAACCCUCCAACAGGGCUCCUUUACACGUCUCGGACCAUGAGGAAUCAAGCAGCUUGAGCAAAGACGAAGACUUGUGUACGGCUCCAAUCAAUAUUUGCAGUGAAGACAACUCAUGGUCUUACUACUCCGAUGACGACUCUUGCCAUAAGACUACUAGUAGUAGUCUGAGUACAUCUGAUUCAUGGUCCAACUAUUCUGAUGAGUCGUCCUUUGUGACUCCUGCCAGUAGUUCUACUGAAGGAGAUUUGUUGUCAAAUGGGGGCCCUUCCUUCAUCAGUCCUAAAGAUGUGUCAGCUACCAGAAGGAAGCCGGGGAUCUCCAACAUCAAAGCCAGCACGCCAAAAAAGCAUCGAGACGUCCAGUGUUUUAUCUGCAGGAAGCAGGUGAAUACAAGCCUGAGGGCUCACAUGGAAACCCACUUCCCCACGGGGGAUUACGCCUGCCCUCGAUGCGACGCCAGGUUCAAACUCUUCUCAUCUUUUAAGCUGCACCUGAACAGAACCUGCUUCGAGUACAGUCAGCAGCACGUCGAUCCGCAGAAGCCGGACGAGGCCAUGAAUCUCAACAAAUGCGACAAAUGCCAAGAGGCGUUCAGGUACAAACUUUCACUGCAACGGCACAAACUGACCCACAACGAUCUCUACUGCAGUGUGUGUAGGAAGGUGUUACGGGACGCAGCGACGUUGGCAAGGCACAAGGCGUCUCACACCCUGUUUCAGUGUAGCCGCUGUGAGGAGGCCUUCUCUGUUUUUAAGCCCUUGCUCAGGCAUUGCGAAAACAUCCAUAAAAUAAGCAGGCCGUUUAAAUGCAACCAUUGUCCGAAAAUUGUAUCCAAGCUGCGCAUCUUAAUUGCACACGAGUGGAAACAUACGGGUCAUCUACCGUUCCAGUGUGCUCAGUGUGGCUUGAGAUUCAAAAGUGACGGAGAUCUUGUUUCCCAUGACAGAGUCCACACGAGGGAGAAACCCUACCUGUGUGCUGAGUGCGGCAAGACUUUCUCCCAAAAGUCCAACCUGUUGCGGCACUUGAAUUUGAUCCACGGCGAGUCUCGAAAUGAGAAGAAAUAUUCUUGCACGGAGUGUGAGAAAUCCUUUAAAGAAAAAGGAGCCCUGAAAAAACACCAGAGGACCAAACACUUGAAUGAUUGUUCCGUCAUCCGUGCCCGUACUGUGGAAAGAUGCUCUCAGCGUCAACUAUCGCUAGACAUAAGUUAA